Molecule: messenger RNA, 1345 nt
Organism: Phytophthora nicotianae INRA-310
Lineage: Eukaryota; Oomycota; Peronosporomycetes; Peronosporales; Peronosporaceae
Exons: 1
Coding region: 289-615 (108 amino acids)
Source: RefSeq, a predicted model, not a curated record
UGCGACACAAGCGACUUACUUUGCGACGCUCACGGUACCGCCGCUUAAGAUCGCGCUGCUUGCGGCGACGUUCCUCGUCUCCCAGGUACACGCGUGGCUUGGCAAACAUGGGACCGUUGGUUACAGUAUAUAAAGGUGGUCAAUAUGAGUGGCCGAGUUGAAGCGGUGUUGAAGCGCUCGGCGUAGACGAAGGAGGACACAGCAGGUGAUUGCCUUGACGAACACGGGGCGAUUUCAAUUGUACAGGCGAGUGGAGCGAAUGAAGAAACUCAGCCCCUCUUUGCUCGAAUGUUGAGCUGCUCGCAGUUCCAACGCAGACGACGCGGAGCCUGUCGAGUCGAACGCAAACACCAAGCGAACGCCAGAUGGAGACUAGAGAAAAGGCGAGAUCACAGACAACAAGUCAGCCAAGACGCGUUUCUGGAAGUGAGACCGGCUUUGACUGGGUCGUCGGCGUGCCGCGUAGAUUUGAAUGCCUCACGCCUCGAAAUGAUAAGGUUCAAUUCCAUUUUCUGUUUUGCUGCUCUUGAAGAAUACUACGGUGGACGGGUUGCGGCUUGGAUGCGAGCAAUCUGCAGCGCACCAGCUGCAGAGCAUUUAAUUCAUCGGCACUAGCUGACUCAUUCACGUUAGGCUUCAUUUUGCACGGUUAUCAGCAGUGGCUGCAUGGAGCGCCAGUGUGCCAGCACACGCAGCAGGGAUUUCGAUGGCUAGUGCAAACGGGGUGGCCGGUAGCCGACUUAUGAUGUGUGUGCGCGAAUGAAUCGAGCAAGCCAGCGCUUUCGGCGGGUUUCUCGAGGGACUUUGCCACCAGGAUUUGGCUUGGCCGUGAAGGCUUGACUGAAGCCAAUCAGUGACGCCAGCUCUAAGCAUUCACUUCAAGUCUCUUGUCUGGUGUGCUGCUCUCUUUACUGUGUUGUUCUCCGCUGCGUGCGGUGGUCAACAAGUUUGUUUGCCUUCAGGACGAGCCAGACUUUCAAACGAUCUCCAACUCUAAGUACGGUUGAUUAUACUCAAUCUGUUUCCUGGCUCCGUUGUGUUCCCAAUGGAAAAUUUCCGGCGUAAUGGUGGCCAUGACGACACCGACGAUUCAUGUGGUGUAGACGGUAAAUUCCUGCGCAUGCUCAUUUUGCGCUGACCAUCCAACGCGACGAGGUGGUAAAGCGAAGAAGCAACGGUCGUGCGCAUGUGAUUUCCUACCCUGCAGCACCCUCUGGACUAUUAUAGUGUGUCUAGACGACGCUACAAAGAGCACAGCAACGUAGGAGGAGAACAAUUUUGGUUAUGAAUUUUCUGUGCUAGAGCUUAAUCUACGUACUGUUGUCGACCUUCGACUCGACGCAUA